AUGUUCAAUGGAUUCUUUAAGAAACACAAACAAAAAUUGAUUUGGACUGGUGCUAUUGCAUCUGUGCUAGGAAUUGGUGGAGGGUUAACUUACUAUUGGUACAAGAAACGAAAGGAUGAAACAAAGGAAAAGGCUAAAAGAGAACAACAAAUGAAAUAUUUAUUUUCAGAGAAUAGUAAUGCUGCCAAGUUAGCCUUGAUUUCUGUUUUACCAAAUAUUUUUAAUCAUUUAAAUGAACAAUAUCCAAUUGAAUCACUUGUGGAGGAAUUAAAAACACAAAAAGACAUUUCGGCAUCAAGAAAGAAACAAGUUUGGGAAAAGAUUAAAAUUGAUUCUUUGGCAAGGACAAUUUCAUCUAUCUAUGCUCUUUGUUUAAUGGAUACAAUUAUUUCAAUUCAAAUAUCAAUGAUCGGAAGACAUUUAUAUAUGGAGCAUACUUUUAACAAUAAGAAAAUAGAAGAAGGAUUUGAAGAUGAAAAAUUGAAAAACCAUUUGUCACUUUCUUCCGAUAGAGUUUCACAACAUAGAUUUUUAGGUUAUGCAGCUUAUUUCAAUGAUGUUGGGUUGCCAAAAUUAAUUUCUCUUGUAGAAAAUGUUGUUAAAGCUCACGUUUUAGAUUUAUCGUUAAAACAUCAAUUUGCCACUAAUGAUUUUAAGGAGCUUGUAGAAUCUAUUAGAAAGCAAAUAGAUCAAAAAUUGGAUAAUAACGAAGAAUCUACUAGUGAAUUUAAAUUACCAAACUUAAUCUUACCUGAUCUUUCACAAUUAGCCAAAGACAAGGGUGAAGAAAAUGAUAAGGUUCAAAAAUUACUCUUUGAAUUGUCGGAUUUGAUUGAAUCUCCUGAAUAUGGUAACGUUUUUAGAGAGACUUGUAAUUGUGGAUUUUCACUCUUGUAUGACAGAAUUGAGGAACACAUAUCCAAGAAUGCAAAGAGAAAUGAUGAAGUUUCCUCAGCUCCAUUACGUUUACAUAUGGUCAAUGUUAGUUCAUGGCUUACAAAAGAAUUUAAAGUUGUUAUGAGCAAAAAAGAAGAUCAAGAUAUGAGUGAAUGGGGUCAUGUCUACGUUGAACAAACUCAUGCUUCUCAAUUCUUAAACAAGUACAGUGUACUCAUUUAUGCACGAGAUUUGUUAUAUGAAUGA
Naegleria gruberi is the source of this 1143-nucleotide messenger RNA. RefSeq names its product Peroxin 3 (Pex3), putative. Gene Ontology annotation, biological process: protein import into peroxisome membrane. The coding region runs from base 1 to 1143 and encodes 380 amino acids. Lineage: Eukaryota; Heterolobosea; Eutetramitea; Acrasida; Naegleriidae. The transcript is spliced from 2 exons. Gene Ontology annotation, cellular component: peroxisomal membrane. The record is from RefSeq and is a predicted model, not a curated record. Gene Ontology annotation, molecular function: protein-macromolecule adaptor activity.